GUAGUCCGACUGUUUGUGACAGUGUACCGAACUAUGUUACACACUCCACGUUACGUUUUGUGUUUACGUUUGUGUAUACUCGGCAAGACGCGUUAUUCGUUUUGUUUUUAAACUACGUAAACGUCAAAAAAUUUUCAAAACACCGUCACCGCAACCCCUUCUGCGCACUUCUAGGUCACCCUCGUGACUAUUUCGAACUGAUAAGUGAUUCUAUUUUGAACUUUUUUCCCAGUUUUUCACGUUGUGUUCGCUGAAAAUUUGGUGUAGCUGUUUUACAACAAUUUUUUUUCAAAUGGUUUCAUCCGAUUCUUAUUUGAAACUCCACGAAAAGAACAUUUCCACAAUGAAGAUGAGAACGUAAAAAAGAGGCGUGUAAGUAGCACACGCUCUCAAGAUGACUGUUGUUUGGAAACUUCACUAUGACUCCUAUCUCCUCAUCCAACUUUUAUUAUGGCUCCAUUUUUUGACCAACUCAUGUCAAGCAUGGCUUCCAGACAGUGGAUCGAAGCUAGUCAAUAAUCUAAAGCAAAUAUCCAGUUCCAGUAUUAAGUUCACGGGUAAUUUAACACAUCCAGACCAAUUCGUCAUCUUGAAUCAAGAUGAGCACUCAAUCCUGCUCGGUGGAAGGAACAAGGUGUACAAUCUUAGCAUAUAUGAUUUCAAUGAGAGGAUACAGUCAAGGAUUGAAUGGCCAUCUUCAGAAGCCCAUAAUCAACUGUGCUUUUUGAAGGGAAAAACUGAAGAUGAUUGCCAAAACUAUAUUAGGAUCCUGUACCGACCAGAGCCUGGUAAACUGGUUAUAUGCGGUACCAAUUCGUACAAACCACGAUGCAGAGAGUACCUCGAAGAGCCUAACGGACAGUAUAAAAAAGAAAGGGAAUUCGAAGGGAUAGGAAUAUGUCCCUACAACCCAGAUCAUAAUAGUUCAACAGUAUUCAGCGAUAACCAACUAUACUCAGCAACUGUAGCAGAUUUUUCUGGAGGCGAUCCUAUCAUAUAUAGAGAUCCUCAACGUACAGAACAACUGGACCUCAAACAAUUGAAUGCUCCACAUUUCGUUAGCACUGUGCCUUAUGGAGAGCACAUCUACUUUUUCUUCAGGGAAACUGCUGUUGAAUAUAUGAACUGUGGAAAGAUUAUUUACUCGAGAGUGGCAAGGGUUUGUAAAAACGACCAAGGUGGACCACAUCAGAUGACAGAUAGAUGGACAUCAUUCCUAAAGUCACGAUUGAACUGUUCUGUUCCUGGAGAAUAUCCCUUCUAUUUUGAUGAGAUACAGUCGACAAGCGAAAUCAUCAAUGGCAGUUAUGGUUCCGGUGGUACGAAAAAUAUUAUUUAUGGUACACUCACAACACCAAAUAAUGCCAUUGGCGGAUCUGCAAUAUGUGUAUAUAACAUGGAUGAUAUAAUUAGCGCCUUUCAGGGAAGUUUCAAACAUCAGGAAGAUUUGAAUUCCAAUUGGCUCCCUCUAUCAAACAGCCAAGUGCCUAAACCUAGACCUGGUGAAUGCGUUCCAAACAGCAGAACCUUAUCAGAAAGGAAUGUGAAUUUCAUCAAAACACAUUCUCUGAUGGAAGAAGCAGUGCCAGUCUAUUUCGGCAGACCAAUUUUAAUAAGGGUCAGCUUACAAUAUAGGUUUACUGUGAUCAGUGUGGACCCCCAAGUACAAACUACAGAUAAUGAAGCAUUCGAUAUUCUUUACAUUGGAACCGAUGACGGAAGGGUGUUGAAGGUCGUCAAUAUACCAAAUGAAGAAGCUGCGAAAGCUGUAGUCAUUUCUGAGAACAAUGUCCUGCCCCAUGGGACCCCCAUUAAACAAAUCAAACUCACACCAGAUGGCGGGAAAAUUAUAGUAGUUGGUAGAGAUGAAAUAAGAUUGGUUGAUUUGAACCAGUGCAAAAACGUCGACACUUGCAGCGCAUGUGUUGACCUUCAAGAUCCCCAUUGUGGAUGGGAUGCCAAACAGAAAGCAUGUGUUCCCUUGAAUACUGUUACAUUAAGAAGGUAUAUCAUACAAGAUGUCAGGCAAGGAGACAAGAGCAAAUGCAGUUGGACCCCUCCAACAGAGAAAGUACAAUCCCGCAAACCAAUCUCGGGCAAUGAAGCCGAUAUUCUUCUCCCUGAAACAGACAAAGAUCAAGAUCUCUACCCAUCUGUUAGAAAUAGUGAUGAAGAAGAAAUUCCUGAUUGUACAAAUGAUAUUGAAGGUUGCGCUGUUAAGCAGAAAAUCGCUGGAGAAACACAAACUCUUCAUCUUAUUAUUGUUGGAGCUUGUAUUGGAGCUUUGAUAGUUGGAUUUAUAUCUGGGUUCUUCUUCUCUAGACGAUUUCGAUCGCCUAGUGCUUAUCACGAUCCGCCAUUUUUUGAACAACAUAACCAUCUAGAAAGAUUGAGCGGAAACCAGAAUUUUUUACCCCCACGUCCGAAUAAAACUGUGAAUUUGGUGUUGAAUGUUCGCAGUCCAUCUCCCCCCUUGAAAAAGGACAAUCUAGACGUUAGCAAGGAUCUCAACAUCGCUAAUGAUGGAACGCUGCAGAAGAUCAAGAAGACAUAUAUUUGAGAAUAAAGGGUGUUCUUCAUGUUUUUGUACCUGUGUGCCUCAAUUGGAAAAAUUGAAUUGAGUUUUCUUCGGACGUCGUUUUGAUGACUCGUGAUCUUAUAAAAUGUCUUUUAAACUCGUGACCGAACUAUGGGUUGGUCGCAAAAAUGGGAAUGAUCUACAUAUAAAGCAUUUAUUGUAUAUUCAGUUCUGCACUUUAUAUCGUAAAUUCAAAGUAUUCUAUAUAUUUCAUUUUAUGAGAUAGGUGUUGUCAUUCCUGUUAGUUUCGUCCUUUCUUUUCAAAGGCAAAUUAUUUUUAUUUGUACAUAGCGUAUAUUUUUUUAUUUCUCCAAUUUUUUGUAAAUACGCGCCUCGCUGUAUAUAGACUAAAACAGUUAUUCUUUCAACUACAUUUUCUAUGAUCUCCCACAUAAGCAUAUUGUCCAUUUUCUUUCGGAAUAAAUUCAAAUUUAUAUAUAUUGAUGCCUUUGCACAAUAUUCCAUGUUUUGCUGAUAUUAUUUUUAUUUGCAUGCUCAAAAAUUCAAUUCAAUUAAGUUAGAAGGCUAAAAAUGCUCAAUUCGAAUAUAUUUUCAUGAAAAUUAUUGUACACUAGGUAUUUUUUUUUAAGUAAUAAGCGAUCUACUUCCUUCUAGAAAUGCGAAAAUGUCACAUCUAAUCUGAACAAUUUUUUUUAAUGUAUGAUAAACCCUUCGGACAGACUCCAUUGUUUAUCGCUGAGUUUUUGCCAAGUGUCCCUUUCUAAAAUCAAAUAACAGGGUGCCUUUUAUUUGUGUCGAUGUUAUAAAAAUAGUUGUUGUGGCUUCAGUAAAAUUAAAAAGAGAUUUUGAUAAGAGAUUGUAUGAAGUCUAUAUUUUGUUACAAUUUAAAAUUUCAACAUAAAGCCAGUUUGGGAUAUUACGAAACUAUAUAUUUAUGGAGUAAAUUAAAAUGCCAAAUAUCUCUAUUUUGAAGAAGUUUACAAAUACAAGAUCAAGAUCUGUAUUAUAAAAAUGAAAUUUUCUUUAUAUGCUGUAUUUCUGUCCGUUUGGCUGUGAAAUUUUUUCCAAAAUCAAUCAACUUUGCCUUCUUCAUAGUGCCUAAUUCGAAACAGUUACAUGUUUUAAAAGUAGUUAAAAUUUUGUACACUACAAUAAAAUGUAGCAGUAAAGUAAGAACUGCAAUUACAUUCCAUAAAUCUUUUAUUGGAGUAUUAUGUAAGUAAUGAAAUAAAAUUUAUACCAAUUA
Messenger RNA from Harmonia axyridis, 3785 nucleotides. It is a transcript of the gene Sema-1a, whose product is annotated as semaphorin-1A-like. Gene Ontology annotation, molecular function: chemorepellent activity; semaphorin receptor binding. The record is from RefSeq and is a predicted model, not a curated record. NCBI's taxonomy places the organism in Eukaryota, Metazoa, Arthropoda, Insecta, Coleoptera, Coccinellidae. The transcript has 12 exons. Bases 395 to 2560 code for a protein of 721 amino acids. Gene Ontology annotation, biological process: negative chemotaxis; negative regulation of axon extension involved in axon guidance; neural crest cell migration.